AUGGCAGAUACAGCAAUAAAAAGCGAAGAAGAGAAGAAAGAGUAUUUCGAUACUCCAGAAGUACUAGAUUAAAAGGUUGAGAUGCUGGCUCUCUGGAUAAAAAGCUCAGAACACUUUGUAGCUUUUACUGGUGCAGGUAUUAGCACUUCUGCUGGUAUUCCAGAUUUUAGAAGUGGAGCAAACACUGUCUUAUAAACAGGUCCAGGAGUCUGGGAAAAGGCUGCUUUCAAAGAGGCUGCUUCCAAGAAGGGAGUUGUGAGAACCAAUAUUCAAAAGGCUUAUCCGACCUCUACACAUAUGGCAUUUGUAGAAUUACAGAAUAGGGGACACCUAAAGUUUUUAAUUAGUUAAAACGUUGACGGUUUGCACAGAAAAAGUGGGAUCCCCCCUGAAAGUAUCUCUGAGCUUCAUGGCAACACAAAUGUUGAGAUAUGCACCAAGUGUGAAAGAGAAUUUUUAAGAGACUACAGAGUGAGAAACGCUUAAUAAGUACAUGAUCACAAGACAGGAAGGAAAUGCGAUGAUCCUACGUGCAGAGGAGAUUUAAUUGACACAAUUAUAAACUUCAAGGAGGUAAAUUUUACUCAUGUACUAAAUCAUACGUAGAAUUUAAGAGAGAAAGAUCUUGACCUUGGAUUUGGGCACUCUGCAGAAGCAGAUUUGCAUUUGGUCAUGGGAAGCAGCUUAAGAGUAACUCCAGCUGCUGAUAUGCCAAUGACAACUGUCUCAAAAGGAGGAAAAUUAGUCAUUGUCAAUUUGCAAAAAACACCAGCUGAUUAUGCUGCAGCUUUGAUUAUAAAUGGUAGAUGUGACGAUGUAAUGAGACUUUUGAUGAAGAAACUUGGCUAUGAUAUUCCAGAAUGGAGAUUAUAGCGCAGAUUCUAGGUUUCCCUUGAAUAAAGAAAAUCAGGCGAUUUAAUUCAGGUCAGAGGUGUAGAUGUAAACCUUUCCCCCUACUCCUUAUUUACAAAAGUCGAGGCUAAGGAUGCCUAGGACAAGGGACUCUACACUGCAGCAAAAAAAGAGCCCUUUGAAGUGCGCUUGCCAGAUAAUUGUGAGGAUUUAAAGAUAAAACUGCAUUUCUAAGGUCACUACGAAGAACCUACAUACUUACUCAAUCUAGAUAUGAAAGAGUUCAGAGAUAACAACUACCUCAUGACUUAUUUGAUGGUCUUUAAUCCUGCUGAAAAGGUGUGGGAGUUCUGUGUGCCUAUCUGA
Molecule: messenger RNA, 1218 nt
Organism: Stylonychia lemnae
Lineage: Eukaryota; Ciliophora; Spirotrichea; Sporadotrichida; Oxytrichidae
Source: the annotation of a GenBank genome assembly